Leishmania braziliensis MHOM/BR/75/M2904 is the source of this 845-nucleotide messenger RNA. RefSeq lists its product as hypothetical. The record is from RefSeq and is a predicted model, not a curated record. The transcript has a single exon. The annotation marks the transcript as partial. Lineage: Eukaryota; Euglenozoa; Kinetoplastea; Trypanosomatida; Trypanosomatidae.
ACCCGCUGCUGGCGCGUUUGGGCAGGCCCCGGCAGCCUUUGGCCAGGCAUCGUCGACCGAAGGCACGAAGCCCGCUGCUGGCGCGUUUGGGCAGGCCCCGGCAGCCUUUGGCCAGGCAUCGUCGACCGAAGGCACGAAGCCCGCUGCUGGCGCGUUUGGGCAGGCCCCGGUGGCCUUCGGUAAAGCCCCUCCAGGUACCAGCGCAUUUGGUCAGGCAUCAGCGACCGGAGGCUUGCAACCCGCUGCUGGCGCGUUUGGGCAGGCCCCGGUGGCCUUUGGUAAAGCCCCUCCAGGUACCAGCGCAUUUGGUCAGGCAUCAGCGACCGGAGGAACGCAGGCCGCUGCUGGCGCGUUUGGGCAGGCCCCGGUGGCCUUUGGUAAAGCCCCUCCAGGCACCAGCGCCUUUGGUCAGGCAUCAGCGACCGGAGGAACGCAGGCCGCUGCUGGCGCGUUUGGGCAGGCCCCGGCGGCCUUCGGUAAAGCCCCUCCAGUCACCAGCGCAUUUGGUCAGGCAUCAGCGACCGGAGGAACGCAGGCCGCUGCUGGCGCGUUUGGGCAGGCCCCGGUGGCCUUUGGUAAAGCCCCUCCAGUCACCAGCGCAUUUGGUCAGGCAUCAGCGAUCGGAGGAACGCAGUCCGCUGCUGGCGCGUUUGGGCAGGCCCCGGUGGCCUUCGGUAAAGCUCUUCCAGGCUUUAAUGCUUUUGCGAAGGCACCGCUGGGUUUGUCUUCUGGCAACUUGUUCGGCGCUGUUGGUGGGGGAUUUGGUUCUGAAUCCCCGAGUGCCGGCACUGGAACAGCGUCAACGCCAGGGUUUGGACCUACGAGCGCAUUUACGAACGCGCUAG